AAGGGCAGAAUUUUUUAUUAAAGACAUUAUUAAAUCAUCGUAAAAUUAAUCAAUCGCCGAUUCACGCCAAACACUAAAAUCGAAACGUUUUCUAGUUUUUCGUCUGUAAAUCUCAGUUUCGAUUUUGUUUUUUGGCGAAGAAGAUGCAUUCGAGUCACCUUCUUCUCGAGGAGCCGAUUAGGAUGGCUUCAAUUCUGGAGCCAUCAAAAUCUAAUUUUUUUCCAGCAAUGACUAAGAUAGUAGGGACGCUCGGACCUAAAUCUCGAUCCGUUGAAGUUCUAUCUGGAUGCUUGACGACUGGAAUGUCAGUGGCUAGGUUUGAUUUUUCAUGGGGAGAUGCUGAGUAUCAUCAAGAAACACUGGAGAAUUUGAAAACUGCUGUUAAAAGCACUAAGAAAUUGUGUUCUGUUAUGUUGGAUACUGUGGGGCCGGAGUUGCAGGUAGUUAAUAAGAGUGAGACAUCAAUUACACUAGUGGCUGAUGGUGUUGUUGUAUUAACACCUCAUCAAGAUCAAGAAGCUACUUCAGAAGUAUUACCUAUUAACUUCAAUGGGCUAGCAAAGGCAGUGAAGCCAGGAGAUACCAUUUUUGUUGGCCACUACCUAUUUACUGGUAGUGAAACUACCUCUGUAUGGCUGGAGGUUUCUGAGGUGAAGGGCGAUGAUGUGGUUUGUGUGAUAAAGAAUUCUGCAACUUUGGCAGGGUCAUUGUUCACUAUGCAUGCCUCUCAAAUUCGCAUUGACCUGCCAACCCUUUCUGAUAAAGAUAAGGAGGUUAUAAGCACCUGGGGAGUUAAAAACAAAAUUGACUUCCUCUCUUUGUCUUAUACUCGACAUGCAGAGGAUGUGCGCCAGACGCGUGAGUACCUCUCUAAGCUUGGCGACCUCAGUCAGACUCAAAUCUUUGCAAAGAUUGAGAAUGUAGAGGGAUUAACUCAUUUUGAUGAGAUAUUACAAGAAGCUGAUGGAAUAAUCCUUUCACGUGGGAAUUUGGGCAUAGAUCUCCCUCCCGAGAAGGUUUUCUUAUUUCAGAAAGCGGCUUUGUACAAAUGUAACAUGGCUGGCAAGCCUGCAGUGGUUACUCGUGUUGUUGACAGUAUGACUGACAACUUAAGGCCAACCCGUGCAGAAGCAACUGACGUUGCUAAUGCUGUGUUGGAUGGAAGUGAUGCAAUUCUUCUUGGUGCCGAGACUCUUCGUGGACUGUACCCCGUUGAAACCAUUUCUAUCGUUGGUAAAAUUUGUGCUGAGGCAGAAAAAGUUUUCAACCAAGACAUGUAUUUCAAGAAAACUGUCAAGUAUGUUGGAGAGCCAAUGACCCACUUGGAAUCUAUUGCGUCUUCUGCGGUUCGAGCUGCUAUUAAGGUGAAAGCAUCUGUUAUUAUUUGUUUCACUUCAUCAGGAAGGGCAGCAAGAUUGAUUGCCAAGUAUAGGCCAACAAUGCCGGUCCUAUCUGUUGUUAUCCCCCGACUUAAGACAAAUCAACUAAAGUGGAGCUUUAGUGGAGCCUUCGAAGCAAGGCAAUCACUUAUAGUCAGAGGUCUCUUCCCGAUGCUUGCUGAUCCACGACAUCCUGCUGAAUCAACGAGUUCAACAAAUGAGUCGGUGUUGAAGGUUGCUCUUGAUCAUGGAAAGGCGGCUGGAGUUAUAAAGUCGCAUGACAGAGUAGUUGUUUGCCAGAAAGUUGGAGAUGCAUCUGUAGUUAAAAUUAUCGAGCUUGAAGAUUGAAAAGGUCAUCCCUCAUCUAUUUAUUAUAGAGAAAAUUUCCCUCACUUUUGACAGCUUGUGCUGUGGUUUAUGAGGCAUCUCUCAAAAGCUUUGUGAAGACUAAGCUGGUCUUUUGGACUGUAUUAAGAAUGUAAACUCCUAAUUAUUUGUCCUCGACAGCGAAUGCCAUGGAAAGUAUGAAUCAAAAGGAUUCCUUUUUGAGUUUGAACUUUUUUUAUUUUGUAUAAUGUGAAUUUGUUAUCCAGAAUGAACGCCAGGCAUCGAUCGGAGGAUCACAUGACAUGAUGACCUUUGUGCAUCAUGAAAUUUUCAUUUCAAUAAAUACAGAGAAGGUUGUUUUGUUUUA
This is a messenger RNA of Mercurialis annua (annual mercury), 2073 nucleotides long. RefSeq names its product pyruvate kinase 1, cytosolic. Lineage: Eukaryota; Viridiplantae; Streptophyta; Magnoliopsida; Malpighiales; Euphorbiaceae. Gene Ontology annotation, biological process: glycolytic process. Gene Ontology annotation, molecular function: magnesium ion binding; potassium ion binding; pyruvate kinase activity. Gene Ontology annotation, cellular component: cytoplasm. The transcript has 16 exons. Bases 144 to 1727 code for a protein of 527 amino acids. The record is from RefSeq and is a predicted model, not a curated record.